Molecule: messenger RNA, 3426 nt
Organism: Symbiodinium sp. CCMP2592
Lineage: Eukaryota; Dinophyceae; Suessiales; Symbiodiniaceae
Source: the annotation of a GenBank genome assembly
AUGGCGGCUGGCAUUGGUCGGCUGCAGACCAUGGGUGUAUAUAAGAGUACGAAAGAGGCUUUGGAUCGUGGUGUGAAGCUGAAGAAAGUGGUGAAAGAGCAGAAAACUGCUUCGAAAAGCAGCAAAUGGAGAGCGCCUGACCUUCCGCUUUCCACUCCUCUUGGUGUUGGAGGCCUCACCCUGGGUUCGCUCAUGAAGCAGGAGAAGCUUGAGUAUCCCGACGCCGUCGCGGUAUAUUUAGCAUUUCAAGACACUCAGAAGUCGUCUUCCCCAUCCACGAAGAAGCCCUCCAAGAAGACCCCGACAGAGACCGAGGACACCCACACGGCAUGCAAAUCGGCCCCUUCCGGAACAGCCAAGAAGAAAUCCUCAAAGCAGGCCCCCACGGAGACCAAGGACACCCAGUCGGCAUGCAAUUCGGUCCCUUCCAGAACAGCCAACAAGAAAUCCCCAAAGCAGGCCCUGGAGAAGACCGAGACCGAGGCAACCCCGAAGAGAUCCCGCAAUCAAGUGACCCCCAAGUCCAGGCCAAGCAAAGCAGCUUUGAGGCGAGGUGUCGCAUCAUCCAACCUCGGAUUGGAGGACCCGGCCGAGGAUACUGUGGUGCAGCCGGCCAAGCGUAUCAAAGGCAAAAGGUCUCCCGAGGCAGCCCCGAACCCCGAAGACUGCACCCCUCCGGAUGAAGACGAUGAUGCAAUUUGUAUGCCAUGGGAUGAGCUUGAACAGGAGUACAACCUGUGGAGGGAGGGGCUUCCUCAGCUCAGUGAGCUGGAUAAAGACUUGAAGGCCCACAGGGAGCUCUCGACCCAGCAGUCGCAGCCUGUUGCUGCACCCGCUAUGCUGGCACUGCCUGCUCCUGCUGCAGACCAGUCUGGCAGUACCUUUGUGGAUGGUCAAGACAGGUUGCGGACAGCGCAGCCGCUCAGCCACAAGGAUCGCCAGGAUUCGCAGACGAAUCUGAGUGAUCUGGGGCCUUCCGCGAGCCAGGUUGCUGCUAGCUUGGACAUGUUGUCACUUAUGGAAAAAGUGAAGCAGUUGGAGCUUGAAAAGGCAGAGCUCCAGUCCCAGCUGAGCAGCGACUCCACAACCAAGCCCGAAGCCCCUUCUGAUGCUGAACCCGCCGAUGCCAAAGCUUCCGAACCCGCCGAUUCAAAGCCUCUGGCUACUCCUGUGAGGAACAUGAAGGAACAUGUGCUUCACGAUUCGCCACCUCCGGCGGUGAGUCCAGCUAGUGUACUUCCGGCCUCCAUGCUGGCAAAGAUCAGGACCCAGUCGGAGCCAGUUCCGAAGCCGGCCCUGUCGCCUGCCGCAGCCCAGCCUGAACACGAUCAUGGGAAAAUCAAUUCUGCAAGCCACCGAAAGGAGUAUGCGAAAUUGGAGAAACGCAGGCUUCUUCGUGAGUGGGUGACCUCGGGCCAGAAUCUGCAGGCCUGCGAAUCCUCCAUCGAGGUGUCCCACGAAGCGGGCAUUCGCGGAGAGAAGGUUUGGAUGCAGAUCCCUGUGAAAAACAUGAUCAAGCAGAACAUGAAAGUGAACUGUCGUCCGGGGGGAAACUUUUUCGAUGACCCCAUUCCCGGAGCAGAUCCCGGCCUCCUCCACAAGAAGCCGGCUGUGACGCAGCAAGCACCGCUGAAAGCUGAUGUCCUCAGGGAGUUUGAUCAGCGCAAGGAGGAGUUGAGUGCACUUGCAAGGUGGUGGUCGCAACAGCAGAUCUACGAGACCACCGCCGUCGCGAGCUUCCUCACGACGCCCGGGCUCGGUUGCAGGUUCUACGGCUACCACUGCAAGGAGAUCAAGAAGAACGUGAACGGCAUCACUGAUCUGAUCUUCGAUAUGGGUGAUGCCUCGGAUGAUGACUCCCAGAGGUUGCUUAAAGACCUGAAGAGCCACAAGAAGAAGCUGGAACAGCUUGCGAGGAAGUUCCACAGUAUCGACCCAGAGUCCGAUACCGCCGCCAUGGAUCAGCAGUGCGACGCUAUCCACGACGAAGUUCAAAGGCUGUCUUUGUGCAAAGGGCAAAUCAAAGGGGGCUACCGGGGCUUCAGUUAUGACGCCGUGCACCAAAAGGGUGCCAAGAAGGCUGCCGGGCCGCCGAAGGUGGCAGACGUCCUCGAUCAGCUUGUUCGAGCUACAUGUGCUGGCGACACGUCUGUGACUGUGGCCUGUGAUCUGGGAGAUGCCUAUGGGUCUCGGCUACUGGAUGGUUACAGCAGCAGGCCUCUUCGGGAGGCCGAGUUUCAUUCGCGAUUAUCUGGAAGCGGGUUGUCUUUUGACUGUGAGCCCACGUGGAUUAAUGCCCCAGCAAUGAACAACGAUCUGGAGCAAGAGACCAUCGAGGCAUUCCCCAUUCUUCUUCCUUCCAACCUCGCACGAUGUCUUCUGCAAGAGGGAUUCUUGAGCACAAUGGUCCCAGGCAGAGCUGCCCUGGAGGAGUAUUGGGAGAAAACACUGUUAGAGCUGAGUAUUCCUUUAUUGGAUGGCCGCCCUGAUUUGUACCAUCGGGCCAUUCCAGUACUGAUUUGGGGCGAUGAAGCGACACCAGACCUCUCCGAAUGCCGCACAGACUCCAAAGCCUCCCGCUACAUUAUGUAUUCCUUAUUGGUGCAGAACUACCUCAUUCGGGCCAAGACGAAUGUAACACUUCAAACCCUGAAUGCUGCUAUUGUGGACGACUUCAACACGCUGAGCCAAGAAGGUCUUCAGAUGGGUGACGAGGUAUACUACUUCAUUCCUGUGGGAUUUAGAGGCGACUUGAAGCAAAUGGGCCAAGCCUUCAACCUCACCCGCAAGCCGGGAUCCGAGAAGGUUUGCUUCUAUUGCGAGGCCAGUAUGGGGCGCAAAUCUUUCAAUACUGUAUACACUGAUGUUUCAGAAGCAGCUGGGUGGCGGAGCACAAUGCAUCAUGAGGGCAACUGUGGGCUACCGUGGACCGACGAGCCUGCUUUCGCGAGACUUCAUUACUUCCAGCUUUCUAUGAUUCGAAUCGACUAUAUGCAUACAUGGCACCUAGGUGUGGCUCGUGACCUGGUGGGCUCGGCUCUGAAAAUCAUUGCUACCGGCAAAAACUGGUUUUGCGGAAAGAAUAUCAAUGCCAGGUUGAAACAGAUCCUUGCAGCUGUCAAAGCUUUUGGAAAGCAAAAGAGCCACUACAUUUCGAUCAAGAAGCUCACGAAGAAUGGCCUUGGAUGGGAUGAAUGUCCUGAAUUUAAGGGCUCUGCAGCCGACACGGCUGUUUUUCUUGGUUGGUUGGCGACGACACUUCUGGAAAGGCCGCCGCCGCCACCGCAGGACGGCUUGCCGGGUGUUGUGUGGGUGGCCAAUCAUAUCUGCGAGUUCCUCUUUGAUUCAGGCUGCUUCUUAUCUGAUGAGGUAUGGGAUCAAGUUCGAGUGCUGGCUCGGAUUUUUUCCAUGGAUAUCUGCAGCUAG